AUGUAUUAAUUAUUUACUUCAAAAAUCAGAAUAAAAUAAUCAUAAACGAGGCAAAAGUUAUCUUUAAUUUACGAAUUAGAAUUGCAUUUAAGUUAAACAGAAAAACUUGAAGGAGUGUGCGACUCCGUUCUGUCAAUUAUUAUAAAUUUAUCUUAUGCAGACUUACCAAUAUUAUUAACCGUAUUAGCACAGUCAGUAUAUUAUAUUGUUUAUGUAAACCCCCCUACUGUAUACUAAAAGUUUCCAUUAAAAUUAUCUCCUAAGACUAACGUAAAUUUCAAUCUAAAUGUAUAAUGUGGAUUUAAAGUGUAGGAUUUGGUGAAUACAGCUUUGUUCCAUACUAAUGGGCCUCCCAAUACUCUUUUUCCCAUAUAAUAACUAAAAUAAACAUCAAUAUUUGUGUUGAAAAAGUGA
This is a messenger RNA of Paramecium primaurelia, 414 nucleotides long. The record is from the annotation of a GenBank genome assembly. NCBI's taxonomy places the organism in Eukaryota, Ciliophora, Oligohymenophorea, Peniculida, Parameciidae.